UCCCUCUUUCACUUUUCUUUAACACAUUUUCAAUCAUUUCUCUCUGUUUUUCUCCGGCAAAAUGCCCCGCCCUCCGCCACCGUCCUACCACCACCUUCCCCCAUUCCUCCACCACCUCCUCCUCCUCCUUCUCCUCUCCGCCGCCGCAUCUACCACCGCCUUCAAAUUCAAAGAAGCUCCCGAAUUCUACAACUCACCCACCUGCAUCUCCAUUCAUUCUUCUUCCCCUGAUGACCUCCUCUGUUCCGAUCAGGUCGUCCAUGUGGCCAUGACUCUCGACGCCGCCUAUCUCCGUGGCUCAAUGGCGGCGAUUCUCUCCGUUCUUCAACACUCCUCUUGCCCACAGAACAUUAUCUUCCAUUUCCUCUCCUCUGUUUCCACCGACACUCAAUCCCUCCGAUUCACCAUCGCCAAUUCCUUCCCUUACCUUAAAUUUCAAAUUUACACAUUCGACGCCGGCGCCGUUGCCGGUUUAAUCUCCACUUCCAUCCGCUCUGCCCUUGAUUCCCCACUCAAUUACGCUCGCAAUUACUUGGCUUCCUUAAUCCCCCACUGUGUCAAACGCGUCGUCUAUUUGGACUCCGAUUUGAUCCUCGUCGACGACAUUGCCAAACUUGCCGCUACCCCACUUGGGGAAACCGCUGUCCUCGCCGCGCCGGAGUAUUGUAACGCCAAUUUGACAUCCUAUUUCACACCCAGUUUUUGGUCAAACCCCACUCUGUCCCUCACCUUCGCCGGAAGAAAUGCCUGUUACUUCAACACUGGCGUUAUGGUCAUAGAUCUCCAACGGUGGCGCUCUGGCGACUACACCGCCAAAAUCAUUGAGUGGAUGGAGCUCCAGAAACGAAUGCGGAUCUACGAGCUCGGCUCUCUCCCUCCGUUUCUCCUUGUUUUUGCUGGGUUUAUAGCUCCUGUGGACCACCGGUGGAACCAGCACGGCCUCGGUGGGGAUAAUUUCCGAGGACUAUGCCGGAAUUUGCACCCUGGUCCGGUGAGUCUCUUGCAUUGGAGUGGAAAAGGGAAACCGUGGGUUCGGCUUGAUUCGAACCGGCCUUGUCCACUUGACGCUCUUUGGGCUCCUUAUGAUCUUUUACAAACACCCUUUGCUCUUGAAUCUUAGUUUCUAAAAACAGGGGAAUUACAAUUUCAACUAAAAUUACAUUACUUCUUUGUUCAUAUGUUUUUUAGAUUAGAUUAGAGGAGAUUUAAGUAUCGGUAUCCCUCAAUCUUGUCUACAAAGAGAGAUUUUCCCACAUCUUUAUUGUACGUUAAUACAGACACACCCUAUUAACAAAAGCUUCUUCAUUAUUAUCAUUA
Benincasa hispida (wax gourd) is the source of this 1317-nucleotide messenger RNA. NCBI's taxonomy places the organism in Eukaryota, Viridiplantae, Streptophyta, Magnoliopsida, Cucurbitales, Cucurbitaceae. The record is from RefSeq and is a predicted model, not a curated record.